AUGGAUAUCGUAAAUUUCAAGCUCAUGCUGGCUCGGCAAUUUUCCAGAGAAUCUGCUGCAAUCUCUCGUGCAGAGGAUGACUCCAUAGAGAAACGAGGUGGUGGACGAGCUUUCGUGCCAAUCGAGGAGCGAGGUGGAGCCAGAGCGUUCUUCGAGGAUGAGAAACGAGGGGGAGCCAGAACCUUUGUAGUGAACACAAGAGGAGGAGCAAGGGCAUUUAAGGAGCUGAAGCGAGCUGGAGGACGAGCCUUCGUGCCCAUUGAAGAACGAGGUGGAGCUCGUGCGUUCUACAAAGAUGAUAAGAGAGGCGGAGCGAGAGCAUUCGCACCAUCAAAGGACGACGAUGACAGCCUUCUCGAUUUAGACAAAAAAGGCGGUGGUAGGGCUUUCACAGAAUCGAAACGAGGAGGAGCACGAGGAUUUUCGCCAAUUGAAGAGCGAGGUGGAGCUCGAGCCUUCUUCGAAGAGCCGAAACGAGGUGGAGCCAGAGCAUUCCCGAAACGUGGCGGAGGCCGAGCAUUUAUCCCCGAGAAACGAGGCGGGGCAAGAAUUUUCCAAAAUGUGAAGCGAGAUUAUUUGGAGGAAUACCCCGAAUGGCUCAUGUACGACGAGCAGUCGCCGUUUGAAGAAAUCCCGUCCGAUGGUACGUUCUGA
This is a messenger RNA of Ostertagia ostertagi, 654 nucleotides long. Lineage: Eukaryota; Metazoa; Nematoda; Chromadorea; Rhabditida; Trichostrongylidae. The record is from the annotation of a GenBank genome assembly.